AUGAAAGAAAGUAAUUUGUUAGUCAUUAUUUCCGGAGUUAGUGGGGUCGGAAAAAGCGAAGUAAUGAAAAGGUUAUUAACUUACUCCGAAUUAAAUAGUCAAAAAUUAAUUACUACCACUACUCGCUCGCCAAGAUCCGGAGAAAAAGACGGUCAGGACUAUUAUUUUAUUAGUCGAGAAGAAUUUCGGGAAGGUAUUGUUAAUAAUCAGUUUUUAGAGCAUGUUGAGUACAAUAACAAUUACUAUGGAACCUCGUUAAAUAGUUUAAAAAAAGCCAAUUUACGAAAGCGGGGCGAAAGAGAAGCAGAGAUAAAGAAGCGAUUAACUAUUGCGGAAAGUGAGAUACCUUUUGCCCAGGAAUAUGACUUUAUUCUUACAGUUAACGAUAAUUUAGACCAAGUAGCCGCAGAAAUUAAAAAAAAAAUUCUUGGUUUAGUUUAA
This is a messenger RNA of Entrophospora sp. SA101, 441 nucleotides long. The record is from the annotation of a GenBank genome assembly. Lineage: Eukaryota; Fungi; Glomeromycota; Glomeromycetes; Entrophosporales; Entrophosporaceae.